AUGUCCACGGACAGCAAGCGGCCGACCAGACCGCCGUACUACUGGCGCAGCCGCCUGCACUUCUACGCCACGGCCUACCUGUGCACGGCGGGGCUGACGAACCUGAACUGGUUCCCAUACGCCAUCUACAGGCGCGGUCGAGGUUCGUUCCUGGUGAUGUACGCGACCGUGAUGAGCCUGCUGGCUGUCCCCCUGCUUCACAUGGAGGCCAUUCUGGGACAGUUCACGCAUGCCGGAAACCGAGGAAUGCUCGAGUGCGCCCCCGCGUUCGCAGGUCUAAGCUACACGGCGGCCUACUUCUACGUGGCGAGCACGGUGAGCAGUGCACUGACAAUGUCCCACGCGGUGCUGUACCUGCUGGGAAGCAUCCAGGACCCGCUUCCUUGGGCCACCUGCCGAGGAUUGAACACCACCACCUGCUACGUACUCGAAGCCGGAGGACCCCAACCAUGCCGGCAAGUGCACCGCGCCCUGGCACUGCGCGUCGAGGCGGCCGGGGAACGUGACCGGCGGCCGGGAGUUCCCGUGGUGAUUGGUGACCGCGUCGUGCUCGUGCCACGACACCAGUUCGCUCGCAACUGCACGGUCGCCACCGUCAGCGCCGUCGAGCACUUCCAUCGGGACUUUGUGCUCCACUUGAGCAACCACCUCGACGUGUUGCACUUGAACACCGAUGUGGCGCUGGCAUGCGCCGCCACCUGGGCGAUCGCCUGUGUCGCUUCCUGCUCGCGCAUUGGGCGUAUUAGUGCGGUUCAGCUGGCAUUCCUCGUGCCCUUCUUAUCAAGUGCAUCCUUAGGCGUGAUAUGCGCUCCUUCAUUACCCUCGACGCUGGAACAUCUAGGCGUCGGCGCGUCUGACGUGGUGAUCUUUUCGCCUCGUUCAGCUGGCAUUCCUCGUGCCCUUCUUAUCAAGUGCAUCCUUAGGCGUGAUAUGCGCUCCUUCAUUACCCUCGACGCUGGAACAUCUAGGCGUCGGCGCGUCUGA
Molecule: messenger RNA, 984 nt
Organism: Rhipicephalus microplus (southern cattle tick)
Lineage: Eukaryota; Metazoa; Arthropoda; Arachnida; Ixodida; Ixodidae
Product: sodium- and chloride-dependent glycine transporter 1
Biological process (GO): nitrogen compound transport; amino acid transport; sodium ion transmembrane transport
Cellular component (GO): plasma membrane
Source: RefSeq, a predicted model, not a curated record